GCACUUAUCGCUCCAAUUGGGUUUUAUGUCAUGUUCCGUACACUUAAACUCCAUCCUGGUCUACUAUCAAAAGUUCACGGCACCCUCCGCUUAAUUUCGACUCGGUAUUGCUCGAUGGAGACUGAUAAAGGCACAGAUCGAGGUUCAAGCCCUGGUGGCUAUUCCGUGUUCUCUAAGCAGGGCUCUUCUUCACCUGGCAAAAACGAUUCUUCUUCUCAUGCUGAAAGAAAUAAACUAGGGAAUUGCUCAGCAAAAACAACUCCCAAGAAGUUCAACGUUUCUGAGUCUAGGGCUGCGCCUGAUCGUAUCUAUAGAAAAGAGCAUUCCGCACACACUAGUACCAGCACUGAUUUGAGCUCUAAUCAUGGAUAUUUGAAUAGAAGAAGAACUAGAGUUGAUCUUGGAUCACAGGAGUGGAAUGUGGAUAUCAACUCAUCCCAAAUUGGGAUGUCCCCCAUGGCAAAUUGUAUAAGUGACCAAUGCAAAUUUUCUCUGUCCACUCAAUUUGGGAAGAAGAGCACAACAGCUCAUGCUAAAAGAUCCAAGACUCACCAAAGCUAUUUCAUGUGUCAUGUAAAUGAGGAUUUUCCGAAGGCUAAACCAUUUGAUGUGUGCUUUCCCAAAAGAAGAAAUGCUAGUGUCUUGGAAGCUUCAUUGUAUGAAAUGCAUGAAGAAAACCGGAAAAAGGUAGGGUGCACCAUUCAAGGGACUAAACAAGGAGUUUUGCGACCUGGGAUGGUUCUGCUAAAGCAUUACAUCCCCCACAAUUGCCAGGUGAAAAUAGUGAAGACUUGCCGAGAACUUGGUCUAGGCCCUGGGGGAUUUUAUAGGCCUAGUUACCGAGAUGGGGCAAAACUUCAUCUACAAAUGAUGUGUCUUGGUCUGAACUGGGAUCCUGAGACAAGAAAAUAUGAAGAUCGGCGAAGGGUUGAUGGUUGUGAGCCACCUGGUAUUCCUUGUGAAUUUAAUCUAUUGGUUAAAAGAGCAAUUCAAGAUGCACAUGCCCUUAUUAGAACAAAUUGCAACUUAAGCAAUGCUGAAGAAGUAAUUCCUGUAAUAUCUCCAAAUAUAUGUAUUGUGAACUUCUAUACAACCAGUGGACGACUUGGGCUCCAUCAAGAUCGUGAUGAAAGCACAGAAAGUCUUCGCAAAGGAUUACCUGUUGUGUCUAUCUCCGUCGGUGACUCUGCAGAAUUCCUGUAUGGGGAUCAGAGGGAUGUGGACAAAGCACAGAAAGUUGUACUGGAAUCAGGAGAUGUAUUAAUCUUUGGUGGUAAGUCUAGACAUAUAUUUCAUGGUGUGACAUCUAUCAUCCCAAAUUCCGCUCCCAAGGCUCUAUUAGAAGAAACUGGACUUCGUUCCGGCCGUCUCAACCUUACUUUCAGACAGUUCUGAAAAGCCUUUGAUGUAGUUGUUUAUCUAGAUAUGCAGCUGAUUGAGGUCAUAUGCAUUGUGAGCACAGUUCAUAAUUGUUCUAGUGUAUGUUCUGGAUAAUUGAUUGUUUCUGCAGCUAUGAUUUUUUAAUUUUAGUAAUGAAGAGAAAUGAACAAUUAUGGUAGGCAUGCCA
This is a messenger RNA of Hevea brasiliensis (rubber tree), 1567 nucleotides long. RefSeq lists its product as uncharacterized. Gene Ontology annotation, cellular component: cytoplasm; nucleus. Gene Ontology annotation, molecular function: ferrous iron binding; broad specificity oxidative DNA demethylase activity; oxidative RNA demethylase activity. The transcript is spliced from 4 exons. The coding region runs from base 31 to 1395 and encodes 454 amino acids. The record is from RefSeq and is a predicted model, not a curated record. Lineage: Eukaryota; Viridiplantae; Streptophyta; Magnoliopsida; Malpighiales; Euphorbiaceae. Gene Ontology annotation, biological process: oxidative RNA demethylation.